GGUGAGUCACUUGAUGAAUUUUUACAAGAACUUCAAAGACUUAGUAAAGACUGCCUUCAAAGCAGUUACAGCUGAUCAAUAUCGACAGGAAGUUAUUUGAGACUCCUUUAUCAAUGGUUUGGCAUCGCCUUUAAUACGACAGAGACUAUUAAGGCACAAAACCUUGGAUUUACAGUCAGCUUAUAAUCAAGCUUACUCUUUAGACUUGGCUCUGAAAAAUUCAGAUGCUUAUGGUUCAUCUAAUGUGUAUCUGCUGCAACUACUACAAAAUAAUUUCACCCAAGUACUAAUAUGGAGCAAACAAACAAUUUCUACUGAUAAAGGUGCCCUUGCUGCAGCAUAUAAUGAUUCAAAAAGGAACUGUUACUUUUGCGGGGGUAAUAUUCAUAAGAGAGAGAUAUGUCCUACUCGAGAGGCAACUUGUAAUAGUUGUGGCAAGAAGGGACAUUAUUCUAGAGUACGCAAGUCCAAAGCAACUACUAAAAUUGUGACUGCUGCCAUGUAUACGCCUUCUUUAUGUGCAAUUACAGCUGCAUUUCCUCAGAGCUUGUCUCAUGCAGCCACAACGGUAUCCAUUAAUGGCCAUACACUUAAUGUACUACUUGAUUCUGGCAAUUCAGAAAGUUUUAUGUGAACAAGUUGUGUCUCGACUAAAUCUAACUAUAAUUCCUUCAAAUAGAGAAAUCUCGAUGGCUCGGACAACUCUCAAUACUCAAAUUAUAGGAUCUUGUAUUGUAGACUUUAUUCUGAACAAAACUAGCUAUAAAUCUGUAUGUCUUGGUAUUUUGAAAAAUUUGUGUAGCGAUAUAAUGCAAGGUCAGGAUUUCCAGAAACAGCACAGAUCAUUUCAAAUAAUGUAUGAAGGAACUAUGCCUGAUCUUGUAUUGUCAAAGCCACCAGUAUUGUGUGGUUUUUCUGCUGCAUCUGUUGAAUGUCCUUCAUUAUUCACUAAUUUAUCCUCCAAGUGCAAGCCAAUUGCUAUCAAAUCAAGACAUUUUAGUAAAGAUGAUAGGAACUUUAUCAACACAGAAGUAGCUAAUCUUUUACAAGAAGGGAUUAUGGAACCCAGUUCUUCCCCUUGAAGGGCACAAGUUGUCGUGGUUAAGGACCCCUUGGAGAGACAUAGAAAGAGACUCUGCAUUGAUUACUGUCAAACUAUAAACCAGGUCACGGAGCUUGAUGCAUAUCCAUUACCUCGAAUAGAAGAGAUUAUCAAUACAUUAGCUAAGUAUAAGAUAUUCUCUACUUUUGACUUAAAAAGUGCUUGCUACCAAAUUCCUUUGAAAGAAUCAGAGAAGAAAUACACUGCUUUUGAGGCAAAUGGGAAAUUAUAUCACUACUGCAGAGUUCCUCUUGGUGUAACUGAUGGUGUGGCUAUUUUUCAGAGAGAGAUGGACAAACUUGUUGAACAGGAAAACCUUAAAGAUACUUUCCCUUAUCUUGAUAAUAUAACUAUUGCAGGAAAAGACCAAGCUGAACAUGAUGAAAAUGUACAACGGUUUUAGAAUGUUGUACAUUCUGAAAAGCUAACAUUAAAUGAGGCUGUCAAUAGCAUCAGUGUCAUCAAUUAAUAUUCUUGGUUAUUGAGUUGUAAAUGAUAUAAUCAAGCCUGAUCCAGAAAGACUCCGCCCACUCCAAGAGAUACCUGUUCCAGCUACAUUAAACUCUCUACGAAGGGUUCUUGGGAUGUUUGCAUAUUAUGCUAAAUGGAUACCAAAUUUUUCUGACUUUACUUCUUUAAAGAAACAAAUGGAUUCUGCGACAUUACACGCCAUCGAUGAGGAUCUCCCCUUUGUUGUUGAAUGUGAAGCCUCUGAUUUAGCAGUAUCAGCAACAUUAAAUCAAGGAGGACGACCAGUGGCUUUCAUGUCUCGUACUCUCCAAGGUAGUGAAUUGCACUACCCACCCGUCGAAAAGGAAGCUACAGCAAUUAUGGAAGCAGUGAGGAAAUGGAGUCAUUUCCUUGCUCGCCAGCACUUCACUUUGAACAGAUCAGCGUUCAGUAGCUUUUAGCUGGAUAAUCGGAAACGAACGAAGAUUAAAAACAGUAAAAUUCAUGAAUGGAGGAUUGAAUUAUCUCAUAUAGUUAUUCAAUUGAGUAACGCCCUGGUAAGGAUAAUGUCGCUCCGGAUACAAUAACUCGAGCAUUUUGUGCCUCUGUUCAUUCUUCUGCACUCACUGAUCUUCACAAUGGGCUGUCUCAUCCUGGAGUCACUCGUUUGUUACACUAUGUUCGUUCCAAAAACGUACAUUUCUCUACAGAAGAUGUGAAGAUGACGUGUGCUUCAUGUAGAAUCUGUGCUGAAUUAAAACCAAAUUCUUCCGUCCUGAAGAAGGAAGAUUGAUCAAAGCUACUCAACCUAUGGAACGUUUGAGUAUUGACUUCAAAGGGCCUUUAUCAUCCUCCUCUCAAAAUGUUUAUACACUUACAUUAGUUGACGAAUAUUCGAGGUUUCCAUUUGCCUUUCCUUGUCCAAAUUUGUCAGCUGCUAUGGUUAUCAAAUGUUUAGAUCAACUGUUUUCAAUCUGUGGAUUUCCAAGUUACAUACGUUCUGAUAGGGCCACCUCAUUCAUGUCAAAAUAUUUAAAGGACUACCUUUCUAAGAGAGGAAUUGCAACAAGUAAAACAACACCAUAUCAUCCUAUUGGAAAUGGUCAGGUAGAGAGGUAUAACAGAAUCAUUUGGAAAGCAGCGAAAGUGGCUUUAAAGUCAAAUGAUAUACCAGAUCAGCAUUGGGAAUAUGUUCUACCAGAUGCAUUACACUCCAUCAGAUCUCUACCGUCAACUGCUACCAAUACUACUCCGCCCAAGCGGUUCUUUAACUUCAAAUGGCGUUCUUCUAGUGGUACUUCUCUGCCAUCAUGGUUGACUAGCCCUGGGCCUGUGUUGCUUCACCGUUAUGUCCGAUUAAAUAAGAAUGAACAUUUUGUUGAUGAAGUUGAACUGACUGAUGUCAACCCUUCUUAUGCAACUAUUAAGUAUCGGGAUGGACGUCAGUCAACUGUCUCACUUCAUGACCUUGCACCAUGUCCGUCUUCUCCAUCAGCUCCGUCACUUCUUUAUAACACUAAUCGAGAACUUCCUCCAUCAGCUCCGUCACUUCUUGAUAACACUAAUCGAGAACUUCCUCCAACACUUCCAACUAUGGAAACGUCUAUAAGAAAUUCUAAAAUUGUAAAUCUAAAUAACAAUAUGAGUGAAGUUGAUGACCAAGCAAUAUAUCUACCCCCAGCUAUUGAAACACCAUUAUCUCCUGAAGCUCCAGUGCUGCGACGGUCAUCAAGACGUAUUAAACCUCCUGACCGUCUCAACUUAUAAAUAGGAGGGGAGAAUGAAGUGGGCGCAUGUGCGGAGCUCUUCUAGAGUGUGCGCAUGCGCAGGACUUUUUCGGAGUGUGCGCAUGUACGAAGUAUUUCGGGCGGGAAAUGCCUGCGGAAUCAGCCAUGUUUGCCAGACGUUUCUGAGUUUAUGUAUUAAAGAAAUAAGUUGCUUAAAGCUUAAAUAAAGUUAAGUAAAUUA
Messenger RNA from Leucoraja erinaceus (little skate), 3520 nucleotides. RefSeq lists its product as uncharacterized. Gene Ontology annotation, biological process: DNA integration. The record is from RefSeq and is a predicted model, not a curated record. Bases 2363 to 3319 code for a protein of 318 amino acids. The transcript has a single exon. NCBI's taxonomy places the organism in Eukaryota, Metazoa, Chordata, Chondrichthyes, Rajiformes, Rajidae. Gene Ontology annotation, molecular function: nucleic acid binding.